AUGUGUACUUCCGGAAGGUCGGUGUUGUAGUUGCGUUGUUGAAGCGCUUUUCGCGCCUCCGCAUCUCAUCCACGCCGUUUACCCUGCUGUCGGUUAACCGGUUAACCAUCCUUCACCUAAGCGUUUUCUCCCUUACCGUGAACGUUUCUUCGUCCCGGCAUUUUUAUUUAUUUAUAAUUAAUUCAAGAAUUCAACUUUUGGCGUCACGCGGACAUCUCCAGUGUAAUGCUCCGGAGAGAAAAGACAUCUUCACCACGUAAACAAAGGUCGCUGUCAAGCUGACGACGUCACUCUUUGGAUUGUUAUCAAGCUGACGUCAUCCUCCAGAUUUUAAAGGGCUGUUAUAAAUCAUAUAAAUAGAGUUAACGGAUCUGAUCCCAUAAUCUCAUUGUGGAUUCAACACUCCCCACGCCCACACAGAGAAGCAUGAGCUCACACAAGAGACCUGUCCGGGCUCGGCCCGAUUCAGACAACAAUUUCUUAGUGGCCCGUGACCUGAACGCACCAGGUGUGGAAGAGGGGCCCGGUCUCCUGGCCAAGCUGAUGGAGCUUCCCUUAGCCCGUCUGUCCCGGCAGCAGCUCAAAAGGCUGGAGGAGCAUCAGUACAGCAGUGCGGGACGGUCCCUCCUGGAGCCCUUCAUGCAGGUGUUCUGGUGCUGGCUAGUGAGCAAAGUGCCUCUCUGGAUGGCACCGAACCUCAUCACCAUAGUGGGACUCGCUACUAAUAUUAUCAGUACUCUGAUACUGGUGUACUACUGCCCUACUGCCACCGAACAGGCACCAACGUGGGCAUACUUAGCCUGUGCUUUGGGUCUGUUCAUCUAUCAAUCAUUGGAUGCCAUAGAUGGAAAGCAGGCACGACGGACCAACAGCAGCACACCACUUGGAGAGCUCUUUGACCAUGGCUGUGACUCCCUCUCUACAGUGUUUGUGGUCCUGGGCACCUGUAUAGCAGUGCAGAUGGGCACUCACCCUGACUGGAUGUUUUUCUCUUGUUUUGUGGGCAUCUUCAUGUUUUAUUGUGCUCACUGGCAGACGUAUGUUUCUGGAACGCUGCGCUUUGGCAUAAUUGAUGUGACUGAGGUUCAAAUCUACAUUAUAAUCAUGUACUUACUGGCUGCCUUUGGAGGAACGGCUUUUUGGCAAUCUGUGAUCCCUGUGAUAAAUAUCCAGGUUAAAAUAAUACCGGCCCUUUGCACUCUUCUGGGUGCCAUUUUCUCCUGCACAAACUAUUUCCGGGUUAUAUUUACAGGCGGAAUGGGCAAAAACGGAUCUACUGUUGCGGGAACUAGCGUUUUGUCUCCAUCCUUCCAUAUAGGAGUGGUAAUCACACUUGCUCUAAUGAUCUAUAAGAAGUCAUCAGUGCAGUUAUUCGAGAAACAUCCCUGUCUCUACAUCUUAGCGUUUGGUUGUGUCUCAGCCAAACUCACCAACAGACUGGUGGUUGCUCAUAUGACUAAGAGUGAAAUGCAUCGUAACGACCUGGCCUUCACCGGACCAGCGCUGCUGUUCCUGAACCAGUACUUCAACAGUUUCAUCGAUGAGUACUGUCUUCUUUGGGUUGCUCUGGUGCUGUCAGCGCUUGAUCUGCUGCGGUACUGCGUGAGUGUCUGUAACCAGAUCGCCACACACUUAAACAUCCGUGUGUUCAGCAUCCAGCCUCCGUCUCCAUCCAGAGUUCAGGCAGACAGCAGAAAUCACCACUAACCUCGCGUCCCCUCUCACACAAACACCUCCAGUAGGUCACGCAUUUUCAGUGAAUGUAAAACACGGCUCACAGAGACCGAGCCCCAAUGGCUGCAGUUAUGAACUUUGUUCUCAUAAUGAAGAGCGAGGAUAUUUGAAGGAUGAAAGGGAAUAUUAAAUAGAAUAUACAUCCUACGGUUAAGAACGGCAUUCAGUUGUCAGUAUUUUGUUGUUACAUGACCAGUUUUGUUUGCCAUAGUUGGAAGAUUUGCCAAAGAGGCCACAACUCUUAAUGUUUAAAAAAAUAUAUAUUUUACAGUUUAAAUGUUUUAUUUUUUUAUUUUGUGUUUUUGUUUUAUUUUGUUUUGUUUUGCACCCAAGUAUUUUGCCCAGAAGUAUAGAAUUCAUUCCAUUAACAGGCAACAAUCCAUCUGAAUGUGAUUUCGUAAUUACAGAAUGCUAUAGGCGUUAACUGGAAAAUGAAAUGUCAAAAUUUAAACUUAAACACCAGUGUCACUGUUGCCAGUACAAAGCUGUGCUGUUGUCUGAGAGGAGCAGAGAGCAUUCAGAGAGAGGUAAGAGAUAACAUCAGACCUUAUGACAAGAAAAACAGGCGCAAGAGUUUCAGAGCCUCUCAUCUGAUGUCAUUCAUUAAACUAAUCUAAUACAGUAUGUAUCAUUUUUCUUUCUAUGCAUUUGUUACCUUGUGUUUGUAGUGUUUUGAAGGGGAUUAUUAUUAUUAUUAUUAUUAUUAUUCAGGUAUGCCAAUGUCACUAAAUGAUAAAAACUGUAUUAUAAACAGUAUUUUGAUAGUGCUGUAUUUUCCUAAUAAUAACUGGGGCCACGAUAGACGUCUAGAAUGGUUAUAAGUGAGUUACACUGUACAAAUAUGAACCCUUAAUAACACAUUAAAACCUUAAAAGCAGUGUUUGUGGUCUAAAUACUUUAGUUAAUGUGAACUUGUGCUAAUUUAUUUUUGUGCCUUGUUGGUAUACUCCACUAUGCACAGAAAAAAGUUGGACUCAGCGAUUUUGAUAUUUUUUAACCUCUUGUGUAAAUCAUAUUUUGUUUGUAAGCAUCAAACUCAACAAGGAUGCAAUUUCAUAUUCCUGCAUGUUGCGUUAUUAAAUUAGCAUUCUGAAAUCAGUCAUUAUAUAUAUUUUUUACCUUCAUGCCAAUUUGUUUUAGAGAAAACUGUUUUUUUUUUUGUUUUUUUUGACAGAUUUAUAUUGCAAAACAAUAGACGUUAACUCUGCGGUUCUGUAUGAGGUGCUUCCAAGUGUAGAAUAUGAACAGAGCGGCCAAACUCCAUGUAAAUUUCUCAAAAUAUGUUAUUGUUUUGCAUCUACCUCUGAGCAGUUGCUUGUACAUGUUAUUUUAGUCUCUCGGUUUGAGACUUUUAUUGAAAUUGUUUUAAUCCUGCUGUGAACGUUAUGGGUUUCUGUGUAUUUGUGUUUCUCCCUGUUUAUUUUUAUUUUUUAUAAUACGUCACCCGUUCACCCGGGCCGCUCUGAGGUCAACCAAAGCAGCAAUACACACAUAGUUGAAGAAAAUUGUCUGUGACGGCAUCUACAAUACAUGUAUCAUUUUUGUUGUUGAUUUACAGCAAAAACUUUACUUUGUAAUAGACUAAUGACCAUAAAAAUAAAGAUUGUCAUAUUUAUGUUAACAGA
Cyprinus carpio (common carp) is the source of this 3359-nucleotide messenger RNA. It is a transcript of the gene cept1a, whose product is annotated as choline/ethanolamine phosphotransferase 1a. The record is from RefSeq and is a predicted model, not a curated record. Gene Ontology annotation, biological process: phosphatidylethanolamine biosynthetic process. Gene Ontology annotation, molecular function: diacylglycerol cholinephosphotransferase activity; ethanolaminephosphotransferase activity. Gene Ontology annotation, cellular component: Golgi apparatus; endoplasmic reticulum membrane. Lineage: Eukaryota; Metazoa; Chordata; Actinopteri; Cypriniformes; Cyprinidae.